This is a messenger RNA of Caenorhabditis elegans, 1329 nucleotides long. RefSeq lists its product as uncharacterized. NCBI's taxonomy places the organism in Eukaryota, Metazoa, Nematoda, Chromadorea, Rhabditida, Rhabditidae. The transcript has 5 exons. Bases 68 to 1216 code for a protein of 382 amino acids. The record is from RefSeq and is marked reviewed.
UAUCGUUGCUGAUAAGUGUCUCACUAGGAAGCGAUUGCAGGCAAAAUAUAAUAUUCCAGUCUUUUCAAUGUAUCUAACGUCACUUGCAUUGUUGCAAGUCCUUGGUUUGCCACAAAAUUUCACAUUCUACCCUCUUAAUAAUCCAUUUUCUAUUGAAUACCAAAGUUGGCAAUGCCAAAAUCUUCCCUCUAUAUAUACUCAAAAAUAUUUGAAAACAAAAUGUCCUGGAUUGAUUGGAGAUUUGAAUGUUUGCUGUGCGGUGUUGAAUGAGUGUUUGGAGCAAGAAACGGAAAACGCAACGUGUUUGACAAAAUACUCAACUUGUACUACAGCUGUAUUCUCACUCAGUCACCCAUCUGAUCUUGUCGCUUGCAUUCGUUUUCCUUCUGAUGUGCUCAACAACUUUGCCAACAUCACCGUCCAACCGAUUCCACAAAUUCCUAAACUGCGGUUUAUUACAAACAACUCGUCUGGCUCUCAUGAGCUUUUGGAGCACUGUCCAAAUAGAUCCCGUACAAUUACAACUUGUUUGAAUAAUUUCCAAGAUGAAGUCACGAACAUGAAGAAAGCAAACCCUAAUUCCGAGAAGUCUCAAGCUUUUGCUUCAGUUUUUGGUGUUGCCAAAUUAAGAGCUCGUUUGGAAAUGUUUUUGAGAUCUGAAAAUGGAAAAAAAUGUGGAAACGGUAUACAAGAUUUUUUGAACAAUCUCGAGAAGAGUGUUUCUUACAAAAAUAAAGUGGCAAAAAUGCAGGACGAGUCUCUGUGGAAAUGCGGGUCAAACUUACUUGAUAACUAUGCAUCUCAAGUUAUUUUAGGGACGAAAUGCUAUUGGUUGAAAGAAGCCUACAACACUUGCUGCAAAGUAUAUGACAAAUGCAAAGAAAAUUUUGGGGAUGAUACAAAAUGCUUCAAAGAGUGGGAUAACUGUAACUCGGGUGCUAUCAACAAUGGAUAUGGAUCAAUCGCAAAUGAAUGCCUUCCGUAUCACCAAUGGGUUGCAAACUUUGAGGCAAUGAGUAGUAUUAAAAUCACUGAAAAAGCAAACGACAGUUUCAUGGCCAUGGUGCAGCAACAAUUGUGGAUUCUUAUUGGUAUAAUUAUUUUUGGAAUGAUUCUGAUUAUUUAUUCAAUCUGCAAAAGACGCCACCAGAAUCGGGAAUUCAAGUAUAAAAGUCAUUUGGAAAAACUCCCAUUGGCGGACUCGUUAUCGCCAUAAUUAAAAUAGUUGUCGGAAUUAUUUCUUCAAACUGAUUUUUUUCUGUAGCUGAUUUCUUUCAAUAGCUGAUUUCUGUUAAAAAAACGGUUAAAAUAAAUAUUAACAUUGUUCUU